AUGCUUCAACCGAUUCAUUGUAAUACCAAUGGCUUAUCGGCGAUGCCUUUUGAUAAGAGGGAACCUUGUAGAUCGGAGGGUUCAGAGAACAUUGAUAGUAGCAUAAUCACUGAUGUAGCUGAUGUCCUUACUGAUGCUACCAUAGACACUGUAGCUUCUCAGGCUGCCACCGUUAAUGAAGUUGCAAUUGCUGCCGCUGAUUCUUUUUUGCCUGUAAUGGGGUUGCAGUACGUAAUAGAUGCUAUACAUUCCUAUACUGGCCUAAAUUGGUGGGCAUCAAUAGUUCUUACAACCUUGUUGAUUCGAAGUGCUACAGUUCCACUCUUAAUAAAUCAACUUAAGGCCACCGCUAAACUUAGGUUAAUGAGGCCUCGCUUGGAGGAGAUAAAGCAACAGAUGGAUAGGAUGGCUAUGGAUCCCGUUGCUGUUGCUAAAGGUCAGGCGCAGAUGAAGAAGCUAUUUAAGGAAUAUGGUGUGAGCCCUUUUACGCCAUUAAAGGGACUCUUUGUUCAAGGCCCUAUUUUUGUUAGUUUUUUUCUUGCGAUAUUAAACAUGGCUGAAAAAGUGCCAUCAUUCAAGCAUGGUGGAGCUUUUUGGUUUACUGAUCUCUCUACUCCAGAUGCCUUGUACAUUUUUCCAGUUUUGUCUGCAUUGUCAUUCUUAAUGACUGUAGAGUGUCAUAUGCAAGAGACGGAAGGAAUUUGGACCAUGAAAAAUGUCUACAGGGGUUUUGCGAUUCUUACAGUUCCUUUCUCCAUCGGAUUUCCUAAGGCAAUAUUCUGCUACUGGGUUACAUCAAGUUUGUUUUCAGUUGUAUAUGGACUUGCGCUUAAAGCUCCUGGAGUAAAGAAAAUGUUGGACAUUCCGAGAGGUGUCAAAAGGACAACUUCGUCUGAAGCAAAGAAGACCUGA
Molecule: messenger RNA, 912 nt
Organism: Sphenostylis stenocarpa
Lineage: Eukaryota; Viridiplantae; Streptophyta; Magnoliopsida; Fabales; Fabaceae
Source: the annotation of a GenBank genome assembly